Molecule: messenger RNA, 792 nt
Organism: Dentiscutata erythropus
Lineage: Eukaryota; Fungi; Glomeromycota; Glomeromycetes; Diversisporales; Gigasporaceae
Source: the annotation of a GenBank genome assembly
AUUCUUAUUGAAGUUCGUACAUUUCUUAAUACCCUGUUUAUAAAAAUGAAGGAUCAAUUCGAUUUACAUUAUAGUGAAAAGUAUACAGUCAAAGAAAGAAAUAAGGGUUCAGAUUCUUCAGAUCUUAUACCUCCUUCAGAAAAACUUAGCCAUAACAAAAACACUGAAUAUCACUCUUUAAAUCACGUCAUUAAAGUAUAUCAAGGAGCACAAAUAAGACGAAAUUGGCUUAAUCCCUUUGAGAUUGAUUUUCUCAAUAUAAGUGAACCUAAUGAUGUAGCAACAAUUUCUUGUAGAAUAGAUGACUUGAUAAUACCUUAUGCAAUUCUAGAUACUGGCGCAGAUUCUUCAAUGUUUACUGAUAACAUUCCAGAGUAUUUAGGAAUAAAAAUAGAUAAGAAAAAUGUUCACAAACUUACUGGUGCGGUUGGAGAUUCCCAGUCUGUUGGUACUUCAUAUAAUAUUCCUAUAACUAUUAGUAGUGGAGAAGAUUCUAUAACAGUUUAUGAAGAUAUAUCUGUAAUCCCUACAAAAAAAGAUCGAAAUGGAAAUGAUAUAUCUAUAAUGAUACUUGGUACCAAAUGGCAAUAUCGUGCCAGAUGGGAUCCUAUAGUAAAAGGUAAAUUUACCGCUACAUAUAAUGGAAAGACUAUUACAAUUCCACUUUCUACUCAAAAAAAAGUGCGUAAUACAUUUAAUACAGAAAAAUUACAGGCGUCAGAGGUAGGAUCGAAGAGCCAUGAUUCGGAGAAUCGCCUAACGGCCUGUCCCGCAAUAAAAAAAAAUGUGUGA